Messenger RNA from Medioppia subpectinata, 1201 nucleotides. The record is from the annotation of a GenBank genome assembly. Lineage: Eukaryota; Metazoa; Arthropoda; Arachnida; Sarcoptiformes; Oppiidae.
CAAAGAAGAUCCCACUUUCGCCGAUAUGAUCAUCAAAGACCAGUUGAUUAAAUUCCUGUCCAAUCAGAAGCCACACAUUCGCUACAACUGUUGUCUUCUGAUCCGAAAGCUGUUCACCGAUUUAGAGGAUAUGGAUCUCGAGGUCUACGAGAAACUCAAGAGAUCAUUAUUGGAUAGACUUCGGGAUAAGGAUAAGUUGAUCCGAAGCGCAGCCGCUCUCGCGUUGCAUCGCUUUCAAGAAUCGGACAAACGGUCGGAUCUGGUGAGCGAUGCGCUCCGGUUUCACUUGAGAACGGAUCCCGACUUUCGUGUCCGACAAUCGUGUCUUCAAUCCCUGUCCCCAACCAUCGCCUCAAUCGAUGAGUUUAUUAACUCUACCCGUGAUGUCAAAGACAUCAUUAGAAAGACCGCCUUCACAUUAAUUGCCGACAAAUUUGAUAUAAAGAACUACGGAAUCGAUAAACGACUGCAGAUAUUGAAGAACGGGAUGAAUGAACGCCACGCGGCCGUCAGGAAAGUGGUCGAAACGAAACUAUUGCCCAAUUGGGUCAAGUCAUACAACGGAGACUUUGUGGCACUUCUGUACGCACUGGACAUCCAAUCGGAUCCCAAACUGAUCGAAAGAAUGCUAUUCUUAUACUUCGAUUACAUCGGCAAAGAUGUGAACGAAUUGAACGGAAAGACCGGAUUUCACACAUUUUUGGACGAUUUUAAGAAUCGUUUUCUCGAGAAAUUCAAUCUCUUGACCAAAGAAGACCUGACGGCGGAGAACGCAUUCUUGUGGCGAAUUGUGGCUAAAUAUUGCAAAGACAAAGACAUAACCGUCACAUUCAUACUCAACAACGACAACACCGACACCAAUGCAGAGGAGAUGUCCGACGGCUCACAACCGGCGGACACACAUCCAGAAGAGAUCGAUGGCAUUGAUCUCAUUGUUCCCGAUUUGCCACAUUAUUGUCAUUAUAUUAAUGUUUUUAUAAAACAGAUUCUGAUAAAAGAGUACGAAAUUCACGAAUUAAUGGAAUUUGAGUUUAUGUUCAAUCAAUUGCUUUCAAUGGGAGAACUCAUUGACAUCGGAGACGACGCCCAGAGACAAAUAUUGCGCAAAUGUAUGAUUGAUAUCCUAUCCAACGAAGAGCUCUUCAAUCGUAUCCACAAUUAUGUCCAGCAUUUGAUGAAAAUAUUUGCCAAAAACAGCGAU